This is a messenger RNA of Ruditapes philippinarum (Manila clam), 664 nucleotides long. Its product is annotated as BTB and MATH domain-containing protein 36-like. Lineage: Eukaryota; Metazoa; Mollusca; Bivalvia; Venerida; Veneridae. The transcript has 2 exons. Gene Ontology annotation, molecular function: protein binding. The coding region runs from base 5 to 664 and encodes 219 amino acids. The record is from RefSeq and is a predicted model, not a curated record.
CAGAAUGUCACAAGCAAAGAAUAUCAGCAAAAGAAGUUAUAAAAAAGAAGACAAUAAUGACUUUUGUAAAGAAAAUGGAUUCGCAGACCUAACAUUGAAUGUAGAGAAUCACAGAAUACACGUUUCUAAGACAGUUUUGUGUAUAGCAUCCCCCUGGUUCCGCGCCAUGCUAGAGAAAUCGCAGUCUGAGAUGUCAUUACCUGACAAAAGUUAUAAACAUUUCGUGGAGUUCCUGAGAUGUAUAUAUCCUGAUAUGAUGAAGAAAGUGACCGAAAAGAACGUCUACAUGCUUCUUCCAUUGGCUCAUGAAUAUAACGUAGGGAAGAUGAUGAAACGUUGCGAAAAAAUGCUCAAGCAUAUAGUAAAGAAUAGGUACACAAGGAAUGUGGAAGAAUUAUACCGGCAUAUUCAUUUGUCUGAACUGUAUAGCCUAGAAGAAUUGAAAGAAAUAUGCAUUAAUUUGGCCUCAGACCAUACUUUAAAACAGUUCAAAGCUGCCAGAACGGCAUACCAAAUAUCAGAUGAGAGUCAUUUCAAGAUUAUAGAGUUUGCUCUAAGGAGACAUGAGCUGGAUAAAACGGAUGAAAAAAAUUUUGAAGUCCAUAAGAAUAAGGAAUAUAUGGUCAAAGUCUAUACUGACAGCGAAAACGAGUUAGAUGAUUAG